Molecule: messenger RNA, 4813 nt
Organism: Betta splendens (Siamese fighting fish)
Lineage: Eukaryota; Metazoa; Chordata; Actinopteri; Anabantiformes; Osphronemidae
Gene: lepr
Product: leptin receptor
Exons: 21
Coding region: 559-3966 (1135 amino acids)
Biological process (GO): cytokine-mediated signaling pathway; immunoglobulin mediated immune response
Cellular component (GO): external side of plasma membrane
Molecular function (GO): protein binding; cytokine receptor activity
Source: RefSeq, a predicted model, not a curated record
GACAGGUGUGUACGUAGGUGUUAAUACGUGGGAAUGGAUAUUAGAUCUCUGUAAGUUAUGACAUUUACUCGCCAAAUUUAGAAACAGUAAAGCAGCGCACCCAAAAUCUAUGCCGCGUGACUGCGUAAGUAAGAGUAUUGACCGCGUCCUACGUCCCGACUGUCACUUUACCGGUGAAAACGAUCUUUGCCCAUAAAGGCAAUGGGAUUUCCGUAGCUGCGCUUGAACGCAACACAGUGGGCUGGCCGCGUUCGCGUCCGUCGGAGACUCUCCUUCCUCUCUCCCUCUCCGCGCUUCACUCCCGACGCUGAGCUGAGGUUGUGGGUGAAGUCGACAGCGGCGGAGACAGAGAGCAGCGAAACGACCGUGUUCUGGGAGGUCUUCAUCACUUCUGCCGCUCUCAGCUUCAGCCACGGACUCUUCCGUCCGCUCUCUGGGGAGGAUUUGAAUCUUUAUCAGUCUGAACGGGACUUUAGGGAACGUGGACGUCACCUUCAGAAACCAGCGGGAGCGAUUGAGAUUCAUCCAGCUUGACUCCAGCCAGGCCAUGCUGUCACUAUGACCACUACAAUGAUUCAGUCUGCAGCGUUGACCGUCGUAAUCCUGGUGUCUUACGGUGCUCAUGGUGUGGAGGCCGAGCAGGGAGCAGGUGUGCUGGAGCUCCCCUGGCAGGAUCAGCUGUGCUGUGACUCACCUGUAGCCCGCCUCGCUGCGGAGGGAGCGGCCACGCACGCGCCGGGGCCGAACCGCUCUGCAUCAGGCCUCCCACACCAUCCACGCUGCCGCUUCAGGAGCCUGACGGCUGGAUCGCAUCCACAGCAGCCCUCUGGUGGCGCCUGUUUGGACAUUCUGUGCAGAGUCGAUGAAAACUGGGAGAAUGUGACCUGUGACGUCCAGUGGUCCAGCGGCGCCGCGGACGCUGGUGUCAUGGCCAUCAGCUUGCAGCGCGUCCCGUCUCAUAAAGAUGACUCAUCUGUAAAUGAUGAGGCUGCCGCAUCUGAUAAUCCUGUUGUCUGUGAAGCGAUGGAUUCCUUUAUGUGUUCCCUUGCACUUGACUCUGCAAGAAGCUUUGUUGCCGUGGUAACCAUCAGUGUCUUGGAUGCCAUCGCUCCCCAGGUCUCGCUUAAAGUUCCUGCCCGAGUUUCUGCUGAGCAACCAAGUCCCCCAGUCAACCUUUCCCACGUUCAGACCAUCAAGGCUGAGCUGAUUUUACAGUGGGACGACCCGCGAGGCACGGCGCUCGAUGCCAGUCCACUGAGAUUCCAGGUUCGCUACUCGUCCAACAACUCUCAUUCGGGCUGGAUGAUAAAGUCAACUAAAGAGUCCAGAUUGGCCCUGAAUCUAAAGCCCAACCGGAACUACACCGUCCAGGUCCGCUGCUCCGGCCGAUACAACCCCCCGCUAUGGAGCGACUGGAGUAAAAGGCACCACAUCUACCUGGACACUGUGAGCUACAUCCCUGAGAAAACGGUGGCGCGGCCGGGCGACAACGUGACAAUCUACUGCGUGUUCAACGACCACAGCAUCGGCGCCAGCACGGCCGCGUGGAUGCUCAACUUCCGAGAGCCGCUCCAUCCCAGCCAAUACCAAGCCGUCAACCAGUGGGUCAGCCAGGUGACGGUGCGCCCCUCAGAGGCUCGGAUGUACGACCUGCUGCAGUGCACUCAGGGAUGGUCCAUCCCCUACAGCCAGAUCUAUGUGGAAGGAGCUUUUAUUGAUAUAAGGUGUGAAACCAACGGCGAUAUCGAUGCCAUGGACUGCAGCUGGAAAAACACCCAGUGGAUUCAGCCCGUGUUUCGAUACAGGUGGGGUGACCUGCCUUGUGAUGAGAUGGAGGAGAGGGACCAAGCGAGGGAGAAAGGUGAGGACACGGGAGCUGCUUGUCCUCCAGCUCGAUCCAGGCAGGAAAGCUGCACCAUCAAGCCCCUCAGGAUGAACUGCUACAAGCUGUGGCUGGAGGUGGGCCCGGUGCGCUCCAAGCCCGUCUACCUGUCACCUAUAGAUCAUGUAAAACCCCAUUCGCCGACCAACGUGAAGGCUGUGACCCGGAUCAGCGGGGCCCUGCUGGUAACCUGGGAGCCGCCGUCGCUGCCGGUGGAGGGGCUCCAGUGUCAAGUCCGCUACUCCUCACUGUCAACGGUCAGAGCCCAGCCAGAGUGGAAGGUUCUGCCUCCGGUGCUGCUCCCUCGGGCCGAGGUCGCGGUGCCCGACAUGUGUGGCGCGUACGGCGUGCAGGCUCGCUGCAUUCACACCAAUGGCAUCGGCUACUGGAGCGACUGGAGCGACCAGGUCUACUCCACCCCACAGAACAGCAGAGCUCCUGAGCGUGGUCCUGACUUCUGGAGGACUCUUCAAGAUGAUCCUUACACAAACCAGACGUAUGUCACUCUGCUUUUUGAGCGAGUCCCAGCAUUGGGGCGCUCCUACUGCGUGGACGGAUACGUCAUUCGGUACCAGAGCUCGGCUGGCGUCGUGACGCUCCAGCGGAUGGAGGUGGUGUCCUCCUACAGCUUCGAGUGGAACCAGGAGCCCGUCACCGUGACGGUGGAGGCCUACAACAGCCUGGGCAGCUCCUCCAGCAACAUCAACAUGACGCUGGACAGUCGGCCCAGACGUCGCUGUGUGCGUUCUUUCCACGUGCUGGUUAUCAACAGCACCUGCGUGUCUCUGUCCUGGAGCCUGAUGGACAACAGCUCUGUGCCUCUGUUCAUGGUGGUGCAGUGGUCGCCGCAGAGGCAGCACGACGCGGAUCCUCACAAAGGCCUGAAUGGACCCACCUGGGCCAGACUUCCCUACUCUGAGCGCUCUGUUUAUCUAAGAGGUGAUUUCCUCAGCCCUGAGGAAUUUGGCUUCUACCUGCAGCCUGUGUUUGCUGAUGGAGAAGGGGAGGCGGUUUACGCUACAGCCACAAGAAGCGACCCUGCGGCCUACGUGAUGCUGCUGAUCUGCUCCUUCCUUUCAGUCGUCCUGCUCGUCACAUUGGUCCUCUCGCAAAACCAGAUGAAAAAGUUUAUGUGGAAGGAUGUUCCCAACCCAAACAAAUGCUCCUGGGCUAAAGGGCUGGACUUAAAAAAGGCUGAAACCUUGGACCCCCUGUUCCGAGCUGCAGAGGGGCUGCAGGCUUGGCCGCUGCUGCUUCCCUCUGAAAACAUCUCCAAAGUUGUAAUAGUGGAGAAGGCCAUGACUUCAGUCCUGAUCCAAGCCCCUCUGGUGCCCCUCGGGCCCGACGCUGCCGCCGCUCCAGGGUUCGAUUCCAAGGAUGAACCAACUGCGUUCAUGGAGAACGAGCUGCUCGCCCGCGCCUCGUCUGAGUCUUUGACCGCUUCACGCCCGAGCGUGCACGCACUGCUACGCGCAGAGGCCCCAGAAGCCCGGCUCCCAGUGGCCAGCGACAGCUCCGCCCAGUCUUCGGUCACAUAUUCCACUGUGCUGCUGUCCCACCCCAAGGCGGACAGCGAGCCGCUGCGCUACAAGGACGGCAGCGGCAGCGGCUCCAGCGACGAGGGCAACUUCUCCGCCAACAACUCGGACAUUUCCGGCUCGUUCCCCGGCGGCUUGUGGGAGCUGGACAGCUGCAGGGGAGGCGAUGCGGAGGACGCGCGGCGCUCCUGCUCCUACAACUCCGUGGAGGAGCUUUCAGAGACGUCGGAGCAGCCGGAUGACGGCGACGUUAAGGAAGAGAAGGAACUAUUUUACCUGGGGAUGGACUACCCGGCGGAGGACGAGGAGAGCGAGGAGGAAGGGGAGCCGGGUGAGGAGGACACAAAAACCCAGCUGCUUAAGAACCUCGUUUUGAGCACAGACGACUGCUGUUUGGAGUCGAACCCCUUGCUGGACCCCGAGGAGUCCAGCGAGCCCAUGGAACUGCUGCCGGGGGCCACGCGUGGCUUCUCCCCGCUGUACCUGCCUCAGUUCAGAACUGCUCCCGACGCGAGGCACCCGCAUGACGGCAAACCCCACCUGUGACCAUGGUGCAGGCUCCAUCACUGCAGUGGCGUCGUGGGCUCUGCCACCACUUAGCAAAGUGGAUGGACGUAAUCCGUCGGACUCGUGAGCACAAAUACCUCCACGUUUGAGUGACUGCGGAUGGAUACGAAUCGGUGCUGCUAUUUGUUGUGAGGGAGAGGCGUAAGCAGGGCACGGGCCUCGUUUACAGGCCUUUAUUUCUUUCUUUUUGGGCCUUAAGGCCCUGAUUCUACUGUGCCACACUGCUGCUGUUUACAGUAGGCGAGGGGAGGAAUCCUAGAGGCUGUACAGUAUGUGAUGAGGGAUCCUGUACAUACUGUAUAUUCCCGUCAUCCCACAUUAAAUGCAUCAUGAAGGUUCAUGGAAAACGUGUCACCUCUCGCCUAGGCUUUAACAGUAGACAUCUCAUCUGUGCCGUUGCGGUUUUCUCCAGCACUUCAGACUGUGAAGACGCGACUGGGCCACUUACUGUAGGUACUGUACUGUGUGAGUGAACAAAUAAAAGGCAGCGAAGGACCCGCUGGUGAUUUUCAGCUGGCAGCUUUCUCAUUAACAUCUACGCAGACAAACUCCCUCACCAACUCAAAGAAUGUCCCUGUACUUUGUGCUGUAAUGUUUGUUGUGACUUUGUUGUCACUGUGUUCAAAAGAUGUGAUCUAUUUUUCUGUGUUUGGCCUUUAAAAGAGUCUAUCUCUGUUGUAAAAUAAAAGACAAAGGAAUGUACGGCGAGGAAGAGGACAGUGCUGCAAACUAAAGCAAGAGCUGAGACACGUUUGACACAUAUUGUUAUUGUCUGUUUUAGAGCUUUUGUCUAUUUUUCAUGGUGAAAAUAAAGUAUUUAUUCUGA